CUUAUCAAUACUUCUACAAUUACAUUGCACACUGUAACCCUAUGGCGCCAUGGCUUCUUGGGCAUUUUAGACAAGUACCGUCGUCAAAUUUUUAGUGUAGUCUGGACUUCUUCGGGUGCUCACUCCUUGCCGAUAAGGUCCGCGACGGGAAAGCCAAGCUAAGGAUGGCGGCAGCGGCGGCGGCGAAGGGCGGUGCUCGCCUCCUAUCGGCUCCGGUCUUAUCUGUUAGCCGACGAAUUUGCUCUCCUCGUUCCAAUAUCAGUUCUCUCGUCACCGGUAGCAAGGCUAGCUUCCAUCGCUGCAUUUCCAUGUUUACUCCUGGUCGCUCCCUGUACUCCUUCUCUCCGGCAGUGGGUGCUGGAGAACCACCUUCAACGACCGUGGUGGCAGAAUCCAAUGCCGGAGCUCCGAGUCUUACGCCUGAUGAAUUGGUGAAGGAAGCGGCUGAUGUGCUUGACAUACGCGUGGGUCGAAUCAUUAGGGCAUUUAGGCAUCCUGAAGCUGAUUCCCUUUACGUCGAGGAGGUGGAUGUGGGUGAGGCUGAGCCUCGCAUUAUAUGCAGCGGGCUUGUGAAUUAUGUUCCGCUGGAUCAUCUUCAGGACAUUAGAGUAGUUGUGCUGGCCAAUCUGAAACCCAGGAACAUGCGUGGCGUUAAGUCUAAUGGAAUGCUAAUGGCUGCUUCUGAUGCAGCUCAUGUGACUAUAGAGCUUCUUUUACCGCCUGAAGAUUCAGUCCCUGGUGAAAGAGUCUGGUUUGGUUCAGAAGAGGACAAGGACAAACAACCAAAUGCUGCUACACCUAAUCAGAUUCAAAAGAAAAAGAUAUGGGAAUUGGUCCAGCCUCAUCUCAAAACAACAGAAGAUUGUGUGGCUGUUUUGGGAGCUCAUCCCAUGAGGACUUCUGCUGGGAUGAUUACUUGCAGAUCUCUGAAGAAUGCAAACAUUUCCUGAUCGGAUCUACCUCGCUGUUAAAAUGCAACUUUAUACUAUAAUCUAAAGAACGGAUGAUGCUGGGAAGUCCGAGAAAGUGAUAUGUCGUUGCGGGCUACCGUCCUUGCUACUCACGUCACGCCAGACACAUAGCUUCGGGAGGCAGUUUUACAGGUGCUCGCGAUGGGGACAAGGACCGGAAAACUGCAAGUUUUUCAGGUGGACCGACAAUGCAACUAAUUCUACGAUAUCCCAAUUGGACAUAGCUGCUAGGAGUUGGAUAGUAUUACAACAGGAGAACACUGCAUAUGAUUCGAGUUCUUCCGUUCCUACGACAUACUAGUCGGACAUGUUUGCUCGGGGUUUUGAGGUAUCAGAACCGGGCAACAUUCGACGUGAUGUGCUUUUACAUUUUAAAGUCAAUAUUAUCAUAUUUUUCCUUGUAAUUUUAAUAUGUUUUUUUUUAGUCAUAUUAUAAUUCAUAUUAGUGUGUGAAUGUGUACUUCA
Messenger RNA from Phalaenopsis equestris, 1436 nucleotides. Its product is annotated as aminoacyl tRNA synthase complex-interacting multifunctional protein 1. The record is from RefSeq and is a predicted model, not a curated record. Lineage: Eukaryota; Viridiplantae; Streptophyta; Magnoliopsida; Asparagales; Orchidaceae. Bases 165 to 950 code for a protein of 261 amino acids. The transcript is spliced from 4 exons. Gene Ontology annotation, molecular function: tRNA binding.